AUUCGUUGCAAUCGGAACACAACGUUUUCCCUUCCAGUACAGCUCUCCCGUCUUCUCACAGAAACCUUAUGCAAGGGACGGCUAUCAUGAAGACGAGUAGCGUGGUUUUGUCUGUCGAUCAAGGUAUCUAGGUAGCCUGCCUGCAUGAAGACCGGUGUUCAACAACUGUACGUCACACACACUAUCGGGGACUUCUCGCCCUCUUGUUUGCCGGUGGCGCUUGUCCCCCAGAUACUGUGGUGACUACCGUUGUCGUUCUGAGAUUAUACGGUUGAACUUGAUCUGGAUAAUUCCAGCGAAAGGACUCAUGCGCGCUUUCUUUUCUUUGUACCUCCCGCUUCUCCGGACGUAUACUGACAGACUGUAUUAGGAUGUCUUCGCCGCAAUCAGUCCCCGCCCUAGGGCAGUCUUCUGAAAAGGAGAUCUCCAGGAUUCGUUCCAGAGAAGACCCCUCUUUCUUCCCCGGAAAUGGCGAAGAAAAGAAUGUCAGGUCGCCGAGUGGGCCGUUUGUCUCGUCGCGGAUGGCUGCAUAUCUUAGGCGAUUCGAAGCGCAGCUCGUGGAGUACAACCUAGAGGCCCGUGGUAUAGAGCGGGUGGGGGAGCAUGAACGGAUGUCCAAGUUGACUUGGGUUUCCUACUUGCAGGCUUUCUUGCUUUGGGUCUCGAUCAACUUGGCGGCCAACAACAUCACCCUGGGUAUGCUAGGACCUGCUACCUACGGACUUAGUUUUAUUGACUCAGCACUUUGCGGGGUAUUCGGAGCUCUAGUAGGUGCUGUGGUUUCCUCGUGGAUGGCCACAUGGGGACCCCUAUCCGGUAUUCGGACCAUGGCAUUUGGACGCUACUCAAUGGGUUGGUGGCCGAGUAAGCUCAUCGUCAUUUUGAAUCUGAUCCAAAUGUUGGGAUAUGGCUUGAUCGACUGUGUUGUCGGCGGACAGCUCUUGUCCGCUGUUUCACCACAUGGACACAUGUCUGUCGCUGUGGGUAUCGUGAUUAUCGCCAUCAUUAGUUGGGUCAUCGCCACGUUCGGUAUUCAGAUCUUCCAUUACUAUGAACGCUUUGCUUUCCUCCCUCAGCUUAUUGUCUUUUGCAUACUAUUCGGAAUGUCGGGAACGAAAUAUGAUCUGUCUACGCCAUCUACAGGUGAUGCUCGCACAGUAGCUGGGAACCGCCUGUCCUUCUUCUCCAUCUGUCUCAGUGCCGCGAUUACAUAUGCGCCGCUGGCAGCAGACUUCUUUGUCUACUAUCCUCAAAACACUUCGAAGAGGGCGCUGUUCUUCCUCUCCUUGGGUGGCCUGAUGACCUCUUUUACCAUGGCAUUCGUAUGCGGUAUCGGACUCGCAUCGGGCAUGACCACCGACCCAGCAUACAGUCAAGCAUAUUCCAACGGCGCCGGGGCACUCAUCGUCGAAGGGUUCAGUCCGCUCAACGGAUUCGGCAAGUUCUGUGCUGUCGUCGUCGCACUUGGUCUCAUCGCAAACACCAUCCCACCCACCUAUUCCGCUGGCGUGGAUUUCCAGAUCCUCGGACGAUACGCAGAAAAGGUGCCUCGAGCGAUCUGGAAUGCCAUUGGGGUUAUCAUUUACACCGUGUGUGCCUUGGUGGGUCGGAGCAACCUCUCCGACAUCUUCACCAACUUCCUUGCGCUCAUGGGCUACUGGGUCGCGAUCUGGAUGGCGAUCAUUCUGGAAGAUCGAUUCAUCUUCCGCUCCCGCAGUGGCUACAACUGGAACGCUUGGAAUGACCCGUCCAAACUGCCCAUAGGCAUUGCCGCUUUCCUUGCCUUCUUGAUCGGCUGGGCUGGAGCGAUUUUGUGCAUGGCGCAAGUGUGGUAUAUCGGACCUCUUGCACGAUUGGUUGGUGCAUAUGGUGCAGAUAUGGGCAAUUACGUCGGCUUUUCAUGGACGUGUCUGGUCUAUCCGCCUCUUCGAUACCUCGAGCUCCGUUUUCUCGGACGGUAAGGAGAUGCCAGUCACAUGCACCUUGUUGCGACCUAUCGGAGUGAACUUUUGGUGCUCUCAUCGAGUACUUAGUUUUAUCCACCGAAGAACAAAGGAACUCUCCCCUCACUGCGGAGUAGUCUUGUAAAGUGUACACUUAGAUUAGAUGCACAUACGCUGGCCGGACAUACUACAUAUUCAUCCUCUUGCCCCCAGCACAUGUACAAAUAGAACGCAAGAAAGAAUACAUCUUUACAAAUACACCCAUCA
Molecule: messenger RNA, 2210 nt
Organism: Aspergillus ibericus CBS 121593
Lineage: Eukaryota; Fungi; Ascomycota; Eurotiomycetes; Eurotiales; Aspergillaceae
Product: purine-cytosine permease family protein
Exons: 6
Coding region: 372-1961 (529 amino acids)
Biological process (GO): transmembrane transport
Cellular component (GO): plasma membrane; fungal-type vacuole membrane
Molecular function (GO): transmembrane transporter activity
Source: RefSeq, a predicted model, not a curated record